Molecule: messenger RNA, 5923 nt
Organism: Fomitiporia mediterranea MF3/22
Lineage: Eukaryota; Fungi; Basidiomycota; Agaricomycetes; Hymenochaetales; Hymenochaetaceae
Product: beta and beta-prime subunits of DNA dependent RNA-polymerase
Exons: 15
Coding region: 380-5728 (1782 amino acids)
Biological process (GO): transcription by RNA polymerase II
Cellular component (GO): RNA polymerase II, core complex
Molecular function (GO): DNA binding
Source: RefSeq, a predicted model, not a curated record
GUUUGUCAUUCCCGCCCUCAUCCACCACCUCAAGACUCGCUCCCGGUCUUGUCUUUGUUGGUGUCGACACGUCCUGCUCGUCGUUUUCUCUGUCGUGGGCGCACUUUCGUCUGGUCGAACUAGUCCCGCAGCCGCAGUUUUCCUGUGUCGCUGUGUCGUCCGGCGCCUCUUUGAAAACCAACAGCAGGCUCACGUUCCCGCUCGUGCUCUGCUUGUUUCUUUUAUAUUUCCCGAAAACCUAUCCCGGCGGAUCUUUUCUCGCUUGAACUUAUAUUAUAAACUUUUUCUUUCAAAAUUAGCUUUUGUUUUUUUCGUCCACCCCUAAUUGCUUUGACGCCUUGACUGCUUUUUUGAGCCAUCAUCUCGUAUUUUUGCCGCCAUGGUUGGUCACCAGUUUGCGCAUUCCGCCGCACCCAUCCGCAAGGUCAAGGAGGUUCAGUUUGGGAUCCUCUCGCCUGAAGAGAUCAAAGCGUACUCUGUCGCAAAGAUCGAGCACCCUGAGGUCAUCGAUGAGGCGACUCACAAGCUCAAGGUCGGUGGUCUUAAUGACCCUCGGAUGGGGACGACGGAUCGGAAUUUCAAGUGCCAGACAUGUGGUGAGGGGAUGGCUGAGUGUCCAGGGCAUUUCGGGCACAUCGAACUUGCUCGACCGGUAUUUCAUCCAGGCUUCAUUGUAAAAGUGAAGAAAAUUCUCGAAUGCAUUUGCGUGAACUGCGGGAAACUGAAGGCUGAUACCUCCUCGAUAACGGGGCGUUCUUCCUCUCGGGCAUGGGUCGUGCGCGUCAUCGGUCGUUUGACCGCCGCAUUGACCAUUGCACAUGCUUCGCAGACUGAUCCUGCGUUUGCGGAUCGAAUACGACUGGCUCGCGACCCGAAACGCCGUAUGGCUGCCGUCUGGUCGUAUUGUAAAGGCAAGAUGACGUGUCAACCAGACGAAGAUCAGGGAGAUGCUGAGGGCAUGGAGAAUGUCGAACCAUUAAAGAAAGGCCAUGGUGGUUGUGGACACCAACAACCGCAAAUCCGAAAAGAGGGACUCAAGCUACUCCUUCAUUAUAAAAAAAACAAAAAUGAAGAGGAGGAAGAGUUCAAAGCGGCGCAGCCCGAUAAGCGACCGUUCACGCCUGCUGAGGUAUUCAACGUCUUGAGGAAAAUCUCAGACGAAGACUUGGGCCUACUCGGCUUGUCGGAGGAGUACGCUCGUCCUGACUGGAUGAUACUGACUGUUUUACCUGUUCCCCCUCCCCCUGUGAGACCAAGCAUAUCUGCAGACGGUGGUGCACUACGAAGUGAAGAUGACUUGACCUACAAGCUGGGUGAUAUCAUCAAAGCGUCAGCAAACGUUCGUAGAUGUGAGGAAGAAGGCGCACCGGCGCAUGUCAUUUCUGAGUUUGAGCAGCUGUUGCAGUUCCACGUCGCCACAUACAUGGAUAACGACAUUGCUGGGAUACCGCAGGCUCUUCAGAAAUCUGGUCGCCCUGUUAAAGCCAUCCGUGCCCGCUUAAAAGGUAAAGAGGGUCGUCUACGUGGUAACCUUAUGGGGAAGCGUGUCGAUUUCUCGGCACGUACUGUCAUUACGGGUGAUCCGAAUUUGGAGCUUGACGAAGUCGGUGUACCGAGGAGCAUCGCCAUGACGUUGACGUAUCCGGAAAGAGUGACACCGUACAACAUCGCCUACCUGCAGGGGCUGGUACGAAACGGUCCACGAGAGUAUCCUGGAGCAAGGUAUGUUAUCCGGGAUACGGGCGAGCGUAUCGACUUGCGGUACAACAAGCGUGCGGAUGCUUUCCUUCAAUAUGGAUGGAUUGUGGAGAGACACCUGAAGGACGGAGACUAUGUUCUUUUCAACCGUCAACCGUCUCUGCACAAGAUGUCGAUGAUGUGUCAUCGUGUACGACUGAUGCCCUAUUCUACCUUCCGUUUGAACCUUUCUGUCACUCCUCCCUACAAUGCCGACUUCGAUGGUGAUGAGAUGAACAUGCACGUUCCUCAGAGCGAAGAGACGCGAGCCGAGCUCAGUCAAAUAGCCUGGGUGGCUAAGCAAAUCAUCUCGCCGCAGGCGAACAAACCUGUCAUGGGUAUCGUUCAGGAUACGCUUUGUGGUAUUCGCAAGUUUACUCUGCGGGACUGCUUUCUUGACUGGCAGCAAGUUCAAAACAUCUUGCUUUGGGUACCGAAUUGGGACGGUACUAUUCCAACGCCAACGAUCCUUAAGCCUAAACCUCUAUGGUCGGGAAAGCAGAUUCUCAGUUUGACCAUACCACGCGGUAUAAAUAUCUACCGUUCUCCUGACCCGAAGUCAUCGAACCCAGUCUUUGAUGAUGGUAUGUUAAUUGAAAAUGGCGAGAUCAUCUUUGGUGUCGUCGAGAAGAAGACGGUCGGUGCAUCGCAAGGCGGUUUAAUACACGUCUGUUUCCGCGAGAAGGGACCCGAAGCAACUCGUACGCUCUUUACGGGUCUGCAACAAGUGGUAAACUAUUGGCUGUUCCAUAAUGGGUUCAGUAUCGGUAUCGGCGAUACGGUUGCAGAUAAGAAGACCAUGGCGUACAUCACGGAGCAGAUUAAGAUGCGGAAGCAGAAUGUUGCGAAGGCCGUCGAGGAUGCGUCGAGCGACCGUCUGAAAGCAGCACCGGGUAUGACCAUUCGAGAGUCUUUUGAAAGCAGAGUUGAACGUGAGCUAAACUUGGCUCGUGAUCACUCUGGUCAAUAUGCGCAGAAGAACUUGAAAGAGGACAAUAACGUCAAGCAGAUGGUCGUUGCUGGUUCGAAGGGUUCUUUUAUUAACAUCUCGCAGAUGUCCGUUUGUGUCGGACAACAGUCUGUGGAAGGAAAGCGCAUACCUUUUGGCUUUAGGCAUCGUACAUUACCCCACUUUACGAAGGACGAUUUCAGUCCAGAGGCGCGUGGGUUCGUCGAAAAUUCGUACCUCCGUGGUUUAACCCCACAAGAAUUCUUCUUCCAUGCUAUGGCUGGACGAGAAGGAUUAAUUGACACAGCUGUCAAGACAGCGGAGACCGGUUACAUCCAGCGACGACUUGUGAAGGCGCUGGAAGACGUUACUGUUUGCUACGACGGCACUGUUAGGAAUUCUCUCGGCGAUCUCAUUCAGUUUGUCUAUGGUGAAGAUGGCAUGGAUGGUGCUUUCAUCGAGCGCCAGACUAUACGAACAUUCGGAAUCAAUGAUCGCGAGUUCGAACAUCGCUAUCAUGUCGACGUCACCGACCCGAAGGGUGGAUUCCUGCCCGGAGUUCUACAAGUCGGUAUUGACGACUCGUCCGUUGAGCUUCAGGAGAAGCUCGACACGGAGUACGAGCGUCUUCUUGAGGACCGGAGAUUACUCCGCGAAUUCAUUUUCCCUGGUCGCGAUAAUUCGACAGCGCAUUAUCUUCCCGUCAAUCUGAAUCGAAUCGUGCAGAAUGCAACGCAGAUCUUCCAUAUUGACCGGAGAAAACCGAGUGAUCUGGAACCAGCGUAUAUCAUCGACCAGAUCCAGCAACUUGCGGACCGUCUUAUCGUUGUACGCGGCGAUGAUCAUCUCACUCGAGAGGCCGCCGAAAAUGCGUCUCUAGCAUUCAAAAUGCACCUUCGCGCAACAUUCGCUGCUCGACCGGUAUUAGAAGAAUUCCACCUUAACAGGGAGGCUUUCGACUGGGUUUUGGGUGAAGUGGAGACGAAGUUCAAUCAAUCGAUGGCGCAUCCGGGUGAAAUGUGUGGUACGCUUGCUGCGCAGUCGAUUGGUGAGCCGGCAACGCAGAUGACGUUGAACACGUUCCACUAUGCUGGUGUCUCGAGUAAAAACGUCACACUCGGUGUACCACGUCUUAAAGAGAUCAUCAACGUUGCCGAGAAGAUUAAGACGCCAUCACUCACGGUGUAUCUGGAGCCGGAAAUCGCUGCUGUUGACACGAGGGCCAAGUCCGUUCAGACUGAGCUAGCAUACACGUCGCUGCGCACGGUGACUGCUGCGGUUGAAAUCUGGUACGAUCCCGACCAAGCGACGACUGUUAUAGAAGAGGAUAAGGAGUUCGUUGAUGCAUUCUUCGCUAUUCCCGAUGAGGAAAUCGAGGCGAACAUCCAUUUCCAGUCGCCAUGGUUGCUGCGUCUUGAGCUCGAUCGGUCAAAGAUGCUUGACCGAAAGCUCACGAUGAACUACGUCGCCGGCCGCAUCGCGGAAAGCUUCAAAACGGAUUUGUUCGUCAUUUGGAGUGAAGACAACGCGGAAAAGUUGAUUAUUCGUUGUCGUGUCAUCAGUCAGGGUGACAAGGAUGAAGAGGAUGGGGACACGGUAGAAGAGGAUAUAUUCUUGCGUCAGCUUGAGCAUACGAUGCUCAACUCCGUCAGUCUUCGUGGUGUGCCAGGCAUCUCGCGAGUCUUCCUUCUAGCGCAUGACAAGAUUGUCGUCGCGGACGAUGGUUCGAUUCAGAAGGGUGACAAAGAGUGGGUUCUUGAGACAGACGGAGUUAACUUGAAGACUGUGAUGUGUAUCGAUGGAGUUGAUUGGAAGCGCACGUACUCGAAUAGCUGUGUGGAAAUCUUUGGUGUGCUGGGCAUCGAAGCGGCUCGGGCGGCGAUCAUGAAAGAGAUGAGAAACGUUAUCGAGUUUGAUGGUUCUUAUGUGAACUAUCGACACCUUGCCUUGCUUUGCGACCUUAUGACACACCGCGGUUCAUUGAUGGCCAUCACUCGUCACGGUAUAAACCGUGCGGAUACUGGAGCGCUUAUGAGGUGUUCAUUCGAGGAGACCGUUGAGAUCCUCAUGGAAGCUGCAGCUGUUGGCGAGAAAGAUGACUGCCACGGUAUUGCAGAAAAUGUGAUGUUUGGCCAAAUGGCACCAAUGGGUACUGGCGCAUUUGAUGUUGCGCUGGACAUGGACAUGCUUAAAGACGUGAUUGUCGAUCAUCGAUUACCUGUACAGAGCAUGCUUGCGGCUCAAGCCGAUGGAGGAAUGACUCCCGGCCAGGUAGCGAUGACACCAUACGACAGCAACUCGCCAAUGUGGUCGAGUGACAUGGCAUUCAAAGGAGAACAAGCCGCGUUCUCUCCGCUUGCCGGAACGGGUGGAGACGAGCCAUCUGCCUUCGCAGCGUUCCCUUACGGCCGAAGCCCCAUGGGUGCGGGCGGGAUGUCUCCAGGACCGGGCUACAGCCCGAGUUCGCCCAACGCGUAUUCCCCAACAUCACCCUACGUUCCGCAGUCGCCCUAUGCUGGCGCGACCUCACCGUUUGGGACAUCGCCGUAUGCGACGUCUCCCUUCUAUAAUCGUGGAGCUGCCACCUCGCCGACGUACUCACCCACGUCACCGGCGCUCAACUUGACGUCUCCAAAUUAUUCACCAACGAGCCCGAGAUACUCGCCCACGUCACCAUCAUUUUCACCAACGUCGCCGCGGUACAGUCCGCAAUCGCCUUCCUUCAGCCCUACCUCCCCUCGUUAUUCUCCAACGAGUCCGUCGUUCAGUCCCGCGUCGCCAAGAUAUUCACCUACUUCUCCUGUUCAUCAAUCGCCCACCUCUCCUAAAUAUUCUCCCACCUCUCCUCAGUCUCCUGCGUCACCUAAAUAUUCCCCAACCUCGCCUGCAUACUCCCCUACCUCUCCGACAUACUCUCCUGCGUCGCCAGCAUAUAGUCCCACUUCCCCGCAAUGGUCACCAUCAAGCCCAGCGCAGAAUAGCAAUAUGCAGAACGGGACGACGCGACAUUCGGCGUACAGUACGUCGCCAUCAUGGGACUGAACGGACACAUGUGCAUCCUGCUUGCGAGAAGUUAGGCGACCGGGAAGCUAGUCGUUUCGCUGUCAAUUUUUUUCUUCCUUUUUCCCGUCAGGUUUCAUGUCUAGCCAAUGACCCUGAUGACAUUUUUUUCGUAGCGUAAAAUCAUCAUGUCUGUUAUGUAGACUUGCAAUUGAUUUCUUGGCUAGAGAGCUGUUG